Molecule: messenger RNA, 6526 nt
Organism: Candoia aspera
Lineage: Eukaryota; Metazoa; Chordata; Lepidosauria; Squamata; Candoiidae
Gene: NAMPT
Product: nicotinamide phosphoribosyltransferase
Exons: 11
Coding region: 103-1584 (493 amino acids)
Biological process (GO): NAD+ biosynthetic process
Molecular function (GO): nicotinamide phosphoribosyltransferase activity
Source: RefSeq, a predicted model, not a curated record
CUGCCUCCCUUCCUCGCGCUCAGGGGCCGCCGGCGGGGCGCGUCGGACGCGGUGCCCUUCACCCUCCCCGCUGCCCUUGCGCCUGCCCCGGCCCCAGGCAGCAUGGAAAGCGCUGCGCUCGGAGCCGAGUUCAACAUUCUCCUGGCGACGGACUCCUACAAGGUGACACAUUAUAAACAAUAUCCACCUAAUACAAGCAAAGUUUAUUCCUACUUUGAAUGUCGUGAAAAGAAGACGGAGAACUCCAAAUUAAGGAAGGUCAAAUAUGAGGAAACAGUUUUUUACGGGUUGCAGUACAUACUUAAUAAAUACUUACAAGGCAAAGUGGUAACCAAAGAGAAAAUACAGAUAGCCAAAGAGGUAUACAAGGAACACUUUCAGGAUGAUGUCUUCAAUGAAACAGGAUGGAACUAUAUUCUUGAGAAGUAUGAUGGCCAUCUUCCUAUAGAAAUAAAGGCUGUUCCUGAGGGCUUUGUCAUUCCAAGAGGAAAUGUACUUUUCACAGUUGAAAACACUGAUCCAAACUGUUACUGGCUUACAAACUGGAUUGAGACUAUUCUUGUUCAGUCAUGGUAUCCAAUCACAGUGGCCACAAACUCCAGAGAACAAAAGAAGAUAUUGGCAAAAUACUUGUUAGAAACCUCAGGCAGUUUAGAAGGACUGGAAUACAAACUUCAUGAUUUCGGUUACAGAGGGGUCUCUUCACAAGAGACUGCAGGAAUAGGAGCUUCUGCACAUUUGGUGAACUUCAAAGGAACUGAUACCGUAGCAGGGAUUGCUUUAAUUAAGAGAUAUUAUGGAACAAAAGACCCUGUUCCCGGUUAUUCUGUUCCAGCUGCUGAACACAGUACUAUAACAGCUUGGGGAAAAGACCAUGAAAAAGAUGCUUUCAAACAUAUUGUGACACAUUUUUCUUCAGUGCCUGUAUCUGUGGUCAGUGACAGUUAUGACAUUUACAACGCUUGUGAAAAAAUAUGGGGUGAAGAUUUAAGGCAUUUAAUUGAAUCAAGAACUGCAGAAGCUCCCCUCAUCAUUCGGCCAGAUUCAGGAAAUCCUCUUGACACUGUGCUAAAGGUUCUGGAAAUUUUAGGGAAGAAGUUCCCUAUUGUAGAAAAUGCAAAAGGUUAUAAAGUGUUGCCACCUUACCUCAGAAUUAUUCAAGGAGACGGUGUGGAUAUCAACACGUUGCAAGAGAUAGUGGAGGGAAUGAAACAACAGAAAUGGAGUAUUGAAAACAUUGCCUUUGGCUCAGGAGGAGGCCUACUGCAGAAAUUAACUAGAGAUCUCUUGAACUGCUCCUUCAAAUGCAGUUACGUGGUUACCAACGGCCUUGGGGUAGAUGUCUUUAAAGAUCCUGUAGCUGAUCCUAACAAACGUUCAAAGAAAGGAAGAUUGUCUUUACACAGAACCCCAAACGGAGACUUUGUUACACUAGAAGAAGGCAAGGGAGAUCUAGAAGAAUAUGGACAGGAUCUCCUUCAUACAGUGUUUAAGAAUGGAGUAGUAACGAAGACGUACUCGUUUGACGAAAUAAGAGAAAACGCCAAGUUGAAGACUAGUGAAUUUUCCAUGGCAUCUCACUAAAGUUUCAUUCCAUGUUGGUAUAUGUGCAACAAUUAUGUACUGAUAAUAGUUUCUUGUAGAGAUCUGUGUGUUUGUGUUUGCCACAUCCUAGCCAAAUUAUUUGUUGGUUUAUGGACAUCAGUGCCCUAAAUUUUUUAAUUCUUUUUUUUUUUUUUUGGCCAGUCUAAAACUGAAAUAUUUACAGCUGAAAACAUGGUCCGUGUAGUUCUAGGGCCCUUUGCUAGUAGUGAUUCGAUCUGGUAUGGAUCUCAAUGAGACAGUGAUGAGAUGUUUUAUAAAUAAAUAUAUAUAUAUAUAUACAUAUAUAUAUAUAUUAGCAUAUCACAAAACAGAUUUACCUAAUAGUAUCAUCGCUUUAUGUUUAUAAUUAACCUGUAUUUUUGUACAAAUAAGAUUGUGUAAAAUAUAUUUAAAGUUUCAAUAAUUCUGUCUUUCCAAGUUUUCAUGAUUUUUAUGAGCACAGAAUUUCAAGGAAAUAGCCAGGGGUGGGAAAACUCAUUGCCUUUUUUGUCCAUUGAUCAGCAAAUAAAACAUGGCCUUAAGUUUUAUGGUGAGAAUUGUGCUGCUUGAAAGUUUUAAUCAGGAUAGCGCGCUCGGAACUCAGAGAAUGGACUGGGUGGUUCUGCCAUUAAAAGCUAAACUUCUGUAUCCAUCGAAAUGGUGUGAUGCAUGACUUUGAUAAAUGCAUCCCUUUGUUUGAGAGCAGGAGAUAUUAAUGGAAUGCCAAAUAUUGAGUAACGUCUUGCUGCAACAAAUAUUGCCAAGUUCACCUCACUCUUCAAAAAGUGAGGCUGCAACCUUAUGCCCGCCCACAUAGGUAUAAAAUCCAGUGGAACUCAGUGGGAUUUAUUCCAAUAAACUUGCAUGACAACUGACAGCAAAGCUAUGAAAUUUCCUUCCAACUGGAACAGAAUCGUGUAAAAUAGUGACAGGUGUGCAAAUGGUUAUAUUAUUUGGAUUUUAUUUUUCCAUAUAUUGUAACAAACUCCAAAACAAAAUACUGAACUGAAUAGUGCACUUUUAAAACUUUUUUUGUAUUUUGGUCUUCAGUUUUGCUUUUUUGUCAGAUUGGAUGUUAAAUUGUAUAGAUGUCUUAAAUAUUUUUUGUUAAAUAAUUCUAAUAAAACAUGAUUCUAGCCAAACUCUUUUUACACUGAUAGCUUUCCCUAAAAAAAGAAAACACUAUGCAGAGGUUAAGUAUUUCAAAAGAAACUAAAUGCAAUGAAUGAGACUUUUUUCAUGACUGCACUUGAAUAAUUUUCUACACAUGCUCUGAAUUGCUGAAUUAAGAACAAAUUUGUUUAUGUUAAGGCAGGCUGUAUUAAAUUCUCAGGUGUAUAGCCAUACAUAAGGAUGGUUAUUGGAAAAAGGACUUAUCAGUCUUUGAGGUGGCAAUAAAGUUUUGAUUUGAGGGCUAUGAUUUUUUAAUCACUGUAUAUCUGGAAUUUAUAUUAAGUUUAAACUAUUAUUUGGAAAACAGUUCAGAAGAGCUCUUAACAAAAUAAACUAAAGCAAGAGAAUAUGCUCUUAAACAUGUUUGGAAAGCCAUAUUUUAAUGUUCUGCUCUGAAAUAUAUUUAAUUGUCAGAUACGUUAGGACAAUUAUGCCCAAUCUCAAUCAUUUAUUUUGCUUAAUAAGGUUUUGAAUAUUAUGUGUGCUUAAACAUGGGAUGGAUGUAUUGUUAUUUGAUUAGUUUUUUAAGCAAUGAGUUGCAUGCCCAGAAAUAAACAUACUUAAAUACUUACUUAAACAUACCCAUCAGACUGUUCUUUAGGAGUAUGCAGUGUUGUGUUAUGCACAGAAAGGGAGUAGGAAAUAGCCAGAUAAUUUAAAAGCAUGAAGAAAUAAAAGGAAAUGGGGCUAAAUCUAACCUUAUUUCAGCCCCAUUCACUAUGACUUUUCACCCUUCCUUCUACCUUGUCCACUGAACUUCAUUCAAUCAGUGUCUUUUAUCUCUUCACCUCUGAUGAUCUCAACAAUGCCAUUCGACCAUGACUUUCUCAGAAUUCUCUUCCUCACGACUCCUUUAUUCUUCUUUCAUGUAUUGUUUGUAUUACAGUUCGAUUCUUGUUCAUUCUCUAAAUGUGACUUUAGCAUACUUUUCUCAUACUAGUCAUUCACUUCUAUAUUCAGUCCGCAUUCAUUCAACGCCAAUUCAUUCAUGACCUCUUUCUUCUUGUUUUACUGUGCAUACUUGAAGUACCCCACUCUCACUGCAUGAAACUUUGGAUUUCUCCUGACAGACCUAAGUCUCACUUCCAUAUAAUGAAGCAGGUAGAAAUAUGCUCUUAAAUACAUUUUGUUUCUUUCAACAAAUAUUUUUCAAAGCAAACCACUAUUGCUACCUUUCUACCAGCAUUUGCACAUCCUAAAAUUUCUCCAUCAAUUUUUCUGCCUUUAGUAUAUGUUCUAUCAAGGUACAUAAAUUCAUUGAUUUGGUAUAGUUUUGUCAUAUUGUUACCUUGCAAUCUUACUUCACUUUCCCUAUCAAACACAACUACUUUGGUCUUCAAUGCGUUAAGUUUCAGAUUCAUGUUCUUUUAAGCUGAAUUCUUCCAAAUACUCUCCCAGGCAUGUUCAACAAAUGAAAAACUAACAACACUACAAACUCCUUGUGCUUUUUGCAUACCUUUCCCUUUGUAUAAGGCAGGGUUUCUUAACCUUAGCAACUUUAAGAUGGGUGGACUUCAACUCAACUUCAAGCUGGCUGGGGAAUUCUGGGAGUUGAAGUCCACCCAUCUUAAAGUUGCUAAGGUUAAGAAACCCCAGUAUAAGGGAACAAUAAUGGUAUUCUUCCAGUCAGGCAUGGAUGCUGUCUUCACAUUGCACAUUAAACAAGUUCCACAACCAUUCUGUAAGCAAGCCUUUGAGAUGGGCAGCCAUAUAAAAUAAAUAGCUAGCUAGCUACCUAGCUAGCCUCUUUGGUACCUGAACAUUUCUCUAGUUACACCAUCUACACUAGUAGCUUGCAAUUUUUCAGCAUCCUCAGAGCAUUUAGGACUUCCAUUUCAUCUGUUUUUAUCCUUGGGCAUCUAGCAAGGAAAUUCAUUUUAGAUCCCACAGAUACCCAUGCCAAAAUCUAAAGGACUUCUUCCAGCAUUCGCUGGCUUCAGUUUCAUCCCAAAUCGUUUCAGCACUUUCAGAUGGAGGCAUCUCAUUUUUGCAGCAAAUCAUAUUCCUGUAGGCAUUUGCUUUACUCAUCCACAGCCUUUUUCACUUAAUUCCACCUGGCAUCCCUUUUCAUACUUCUUAUAAAUGUAACACAGAGCGCUCUUGUGGCACUCUGUAACAUAAUUCUUUUCACUCUCUUUCAAGCAUUUUCCGCAUCCUUUUUUCUCACAUCGACCUUCCAUUCAUUCUGUUGCAAGAAUCGUCAGUCUUCUAAUACUCUUUCACGCAGGACUCAUUAUUUUGCCAGCAGUUCUACUACUUUCACUAUUUUCUUUCACAUACUUCCUUUUCCUCAAGAUCCACUACUAAAUCAUUGCUCAUCCCAGAUUCAGAAUCUUUCAUCACUUUCAUAUUCUUCAGUAACUCUUUCCGAUUUUCUUCAAAAACAAUGAAACCAGUGACCUUUUUAAUUCAUUACUUUUCCUUGUGUACACAAUACUCUUGCCUAAACCUUGUUUUUGAAACUUGGUUCUAAGCAAAUCUUCCUUUUUCCGUUCUCAUUCUUCUUAGAUCUUUUUCUGUAUUUGCUCAUCUUGUUCCCACCCAUCUAUUCAUGUCUCCUACCAGAUUUUUUUUCCUCCCAAAUCACAGUCAUUCAGAAUGUUGCGUAGUUUUCCCUAAAGCUCAUCACUGGUUCGAUUUUUACCAUUUUCUGGAGCAUCAUGCAGCUAUUACUUGCCUAUGGAUUCCUACUUUCAUGCACAUCCACAACAAUCCAGAAAACCCUAUUUCACACUCUCUGAUAAACACCUUCACUGCCCUGCGUGUAUUCAAAUCCACACAGGCAUCCUUCGUAUCUAUUACAUACUCAAAAUUUACAUUUUUGUAUUUGGCUUUGAAAAGGCCUUCUUAAACAUGAUGAAUUUUCUUCGUGUAUAUUGGGAAUUUAUAUAAUUAAUGUUCGUGUGUAAAUUAUUCACUGAUAUAGUUGUAGGGAUGUGAAGGUCCAGAUUAAAAGAUAAUUUUUUGGGAGGAAACGAACGUUUUGUUCUUUGCUUCAUUUUUAAGUAAGCUUUGUAUCUGUUGAGGGGAAGAUUUCCCAAGGAUUCCUAUACCUGCCAAACAGUAUUGAGCUCUUACUGACAAAUUUAAUGUGAAGAUGAUUGGCAUCUGGAAAUGCGAAGCACUUUGGUUUUAAAUGCAAUGUUACUGUACAGCAGUGUUUCUCAGCCAUGGCAUCUCGAAGAUGUGCGGACUUCAACUCCCAGAAUUCCCCAGCCAGCCAUGCUGGCUGGGGAAUUCUGGGAGUUGAAGUCCGCACAUCUUCCAAGUUGCCAAGGUUGAGGAACACUGCUGUACAGUAUAGAGUUUGAAUCUUGAAUGUCCUAAUUCUUCUACACAGAGAAACUGUCUUUUUGGGUUUAUCUUUAAACAAUUAGGUUUGUAGAAACUGGUUUUUAAGCUGCUUUUUCAUUUUAGUAUAAAUGUCUUUAGGAUUUGCAGUGGGGAGAUAUUUUGUGUUUCCUCUAAAAAUAAUUUAUUUAUAACCUAUAUUUAAGGUAAGAAUUUUUUAGGAUUUUUUUUUCUGAGAAUGAUCAUGAUACAGGUAAUGAAUCUUAUGAUAAAGAGGAUCUACACUGGGAAGCUUUAAAAUGGAUUUAUUGUCUGCCAGAAAAAUCUAACCAUAAAUAGAACUUCCUCUAGUUUUACAUUCCUUCUUAGCCAAGUGAGUAUUCUUCACCUAGAUUCUGUGUUGAAGUAGAUAUCAUGUACUGGCAUCUAAUACAAAUGUAAUAAACGUGGAAAUAAAGUUUUAGUUCCAGGAGUAAAA